Messenger RNA from Adineta steineri, 840 nucleotides. The record is from the annotation of a GenBank genome assembly. NCBI's taxonomy places the organism in Eukaryota, Metazoa, Rotifera, Eurotatoria, Adinetida, Adinetidae.
AUGGCGUCGAGCAAUACUCGAAGAAGUAGUAGCAGUUUUUCUGAUAGCGGUAUUAGUGUUAGUACUGCAGGUACAACAGUUAAUCAACGGUAUGCAUGUUACUGGACAAAUCAAUGUCAAGGACACCAUGAAUUAGACCAGUGUCAAGAUCGACGAAAUCAAUUACGAGGUAAAUUGGGCAUAUAUUAUAGUCCAGUUGCAAGGUAUAAUCGAUAUGUUCGUGAUGAAAUAAAUAACGUAUCAUUAGAAUUUAAUCCAACAGGAUGUACAAUGGUUCAAUUAUUAAUCUAUAAAAUAGAAAAGAAUGAGAAAUGGUUAUUAUUUGUUAGUAAAUCAGUAAAAGAAAAACGGCAACACGAUCGAGAAGAUGUUAGCCGACAAUUGUUAUUAACAUUUCCAUCGUCAAAUCCGUGUCGAAGAGAUGAACAUCAAACACAAGUGGCUGAAAGAGCAUUAAGAACUAUUACUAAUGAAAAUGAAAUUCUAUUAAAUUUACGAUCACGUCUCAAACGUUUUUUAUUUGUUGAUGCUAGUAGUAUUUAUCCAUUAUAUUUGACUAACGAACAAGCAGAUCUUUUAACUGAAAAAUUCUCUCCAAAUGAAGAAGUUGCUUCUCUUCAUUGGUUUCGUUUAUCUACUGUUCUUAGUCAAUUACCAGAAUGGAAUAAUUACUUAACUAGAGAAGCAAUUGGAAAAGAAUUAGCACAAGUACGACAUGAUGAUCAGCGUGGUAUUAGAUUAAGUGAAGAAAAUGAGGCGGGUACAUUAUGGUCAGUCACAGCAUUUUGUCUGAUGUGCAUAAGAAAUCAUGUGGGAUUUGAAGAUUUCCUUAAACUAUGA